GGAUAACAAAAACCAACAGAAAAAAAACUCAUUCAACUUUCAACUUCAACGACUCUCACCGUCACCGUCAGACAUGGAGGUUUCCGGCACUGUUCUCCGUCAGUUAACCUACAUCUCCGGCGCUGGAACUAACCCCAACCGCCGUGGCGUGGUUCCACGGAGAGACGCUGUUAGAGUGAGAAUGUCGACGGGGUUUGAUUUCCGUGACGAGAGUCACUUGCAGUAUUACCAGGACUUGAAGAACAGAGGACCUGUUAAGACCAACGAGAAAAAGAUAAAAUUGCUCAAACGGUUCUCUGAAAACAUUUCAUCUUUCCCUCAAUUAGGGUUUGCUUCUGAUCCAAAUCAACCUAAUCUCUUCGAUCAUCUUCAACAAAACCUCAUCACGGAUGGUGGUGAGGAAUUACUGAAAGAAUUGGAGAAAAUUAGAGCAGAAAAGAAGGAAGAGAAGAAGGAAUUGAAGAAAAAAAUGAAACAAGAGAAGAAAAAGGCUAAACUUAAACCCACUAAGAUGAAAACUUGUGAUAAAUCGGAAUCUUCACCGUCAUCUUCGUCUUCUGAAUCGAGUGAUAGCGACUGUGAUAAAGUGGUUGACAUGAACACCUUCAGAGGUGUUGGCGUUGUUAAUGUUGCUGUUGAUGUUGCUUCAAAGCCGGUGGAUGAAUUGCAAUUGCAGACCAUUAUUGAUGUUGAAGCUUCCACCCCACAUCAUCAUGUCAUGGAUUUAUGCUCCACAAAUGAUGCUUCUCUUGUUGUUGGGUUUAGAAAAGAGACUAAUGUGGUUAUCCCUGCUGCUCAAAAGAGGAUUGAGGUCUGCAUGGGUAACAAAUGCAAGAAAUCAGGGGCUGCUGCAUUGUUGCAAGAGUUUGAGAAGGUGGUGGGUGUUGAAGGUGUUGGUUCUGUUGUUGGAUGCAAGUGUAUGGGGAAGUGUAAAAGUGGUCCUAAUGUGAGAAUUCAGAAUUCUGUGGAUCAUGGCAUGGUUCAAGGAGUUAAUGAUUCUGUUAAGGUUCCGAGUAACCCUCUCUGUAUUGGAGUUGGUUUGGAGGAUGUUGAUACUAUUGUGGCUAGAUUUUUAGGGGAGGAUCAUAAUGAUAUGAGUAUGGCUGCUUCAACAAUGUCUUAGUGAGUAAAAGCUGUAGAAAAGGAUAGCCGUGUGCUGAUUGUAUAUAACUUCAUUUUGAAUGAAAAUUAGUUAUCAUGCAUUCUGGUUUUUUGUUUCCUAUAUUUUCUUUACUCAUCUUGUACAACUUGCCCGUGGGUUUCUGACUUUAUGUACAGUGAAUGUGAAAUUAUAAAGUCAAUCUCUUUACUCUUA
Vicia villosa (hairy vetch) is the source of this 1315-nucleotide messenger RNA. RefSeq names its product diacylglycerol O-acyltransferase 3-2. The record is from RefSeq and is a predicted model, not a curated record. The transcript is spliced from 2 exons. Lineage: Eukaryota; Viridiplantae; Streptophyta; Magnoliopsida; Fabales; Fabaceae. Bases 74 to 1123 code for a protein of 349 amino acids.